Messenger RNA from Cinara cedri, 2056 nucleotides. NCBI's taxonomy places the organism in Eukaryota, Metazoa, Arthropoda, Insecta, Hemiptera, Aphididae. The record is from the annotation of a GenBank genome assembly.
AUGCAUACCGCCAACCUCGGCUCAUCGUUCUCCAUUAGCCUUUUCCUGUCUCAUUAUGUGGUGUUGGAUAAUUUUAUGUCCAACUCAGGGCCACUCAAUGAUUGCACCGAGCUGGUCAGUAAGUCUGCUCGACGUGUUUUCUCUGAUUUUUGGGCCUGCAUAGCAAAAAUCAUAGUUUCGUACCAUUUAUCAAAGACUAAACUAUAGAUUAUAAUUGGGUGGGAAAUGCCAGACUUAUUGAAACAGUUGAAUUUAACCGUUUCAGUUACACAGUUUUUUUAACAUUUUAGGUUCCGAGUGGAGCGAAGAAGCUUAUGGUUUUUUUUUUUUUUUUUAUAUCUGCGCAACUUUUCUACCAGAAGACUCGGUCAGAACUUUAAGUGUAGCACCUUUUCUGAAAGGAAAUCGUCAGUUUUCGAUUGUCUUAUCAAAUUUGAAAAACAAUGAUCAAAUAUGAGGAAACCCUAUUCAUUUAUUUUGCUAUAAAAUGACAGAUAUAUUGUUGACAAUGCAUCACUACCAACUUAACUUCGCUCAGAAUCAUUUUUCCGUAAACAAUGGUUCAUCUCAUUUUCAACGUUUUAUCUUCCUAUACUUAUCCGUAUUGCGUAUAACUUUCGGCCAAACGAUUAUUAUUUUCGACAUUAAUAUAAAUUUAACGUGACGGUUAUUAUUAUAUUUAUGUUGCAUUUCGUUCGCACAUUUAAUCCAAAAGGAGGCACUUAAAGCGCUCAAUAGUAACGAAGGGAGAAAAUAUAUACAUUUACCUGUAAAGUACGUAUUGUAUAGGAAUUAAAAAAUACACCACAGUGCGACGGGCUCGGUUUUCGAAGAAAAUUCGAGAAAAACAAAAAAAAAAAUUAUUUUCAUACAUUUGUUUGCAAAAUAAAAAAAAAAAACCAUCAAAUAGAGGGGUUAUUACUUAUUACUUUUAUGUCACACAUAAUGUAUCGUCCCUUUCACCGUCCGUCAGUGGUAUUAGUAUUUAAUUUAAUCCCGUUAAAAGUGCCUUCCCCUUUCAUCUCCCCUCCGGAAAUCGUGAAGUAAUUUUAUUCGAUCGCGUUCGUACGAUAGACUCGCAAUGGACUGACAACAAUGCGUAUGACAUUAGGCAGGUUUAUAAUAUAAAUACGUUAAUGAAAUACUAUUAUAUUUUUGAAACGAUCGCGGACAACAGGAGGACGAUACUACACACACACACAUACACACACACACAGGAAGUGUGGAACUUUUGACCCGGUUUUUUUUUUCUUCUUCUUCUUUCAAUAUUCUUUUCUAUUUUUUGUUUUUUUUUUUUUUUUUUUUUGUUUUUUAUUAUCCUAUAGCUGUUCGCCACCGUCGCCGCCCUCCACUCCCGACGACCGCAUACUCUGUCGUCGUUCGGACGGUCGCCGCGUCGGAUUUCCCUCUUUUGUUCGCCGAAAAAGUAUCUAUACGCGACCGGGCAAACGUUCCGUCGCCGUCCCGUAGACAAUGCAAUAUCACGUCGUCGAUUAGCAUACAAUGGAGUCGAAACGACGACGACGACGACGACGUGCCACCACCUCCUUUGGCAUCUAUGUCAGCACACUCCGAGUCAGCUCGUAUCCCAUUAUACAUAUAUAUAUACAUUUUUUUUAUUGCAGCCGAAUACAUAAUCGAAAAAAAAAAAUAUAUAAAAAAAAAAUGUUCGUCACUUCCGAAACUGUACGUAUACCAGCGAUACAAUAUAAUAUAAUGUUAUACAGGUAGGUUUUCGUUACGUCCCCUACCGUCCGAAAGGUUAAACUGCACUGUUCGGUAUAAUAUACGAUUCUAGGCGUAAACGUAAUAAUAUAAAAAAAAAAAAAAAAUAAUAAUAAUAAUAAUCGCCGUCGUCGUAUAAUUCGCAGGUGAGAAGGUGACGGCGACGACGGAACAUUUGUUUAAAACAAUAUUGUUAUCGAUACGUCUAGUUUUUCGCGUCGCGCGACAUCGUCAAAACGAAAUAACGCGGCGACCUACUGGCCACGUAAUAACAGCACUGCGGCUGUACAGUAGCGUUAUUCGGGCUGGGUAUCGGGAGGGGAAUGGAUAA